GCGUUCGCGCGUUGUUCGCCUCAGCCCACGCCGCCAUCUUGGAUUCGCUUUGUGUGCGUGUGUGUCGUUUGUCGGUGCCAGCAAAAGUGUCCUGUUUUUCCAAAGUUUUCAGCACCAAACAACGUGAAAAAAGGCCGAAAAGAUAGUGAAGAGUGUGCCCCACACAAAGGGCAAACAGUGGAACAAAAGCGUCCGGCUCAAAAACCGACCGAUUAGACGAUGGCUUCCGAUGAGGAAAUUGAUGAAUCCAUUGCCGAGGAAGAAGGUGGCAUGAUGGAUGAAGCAGCGGAUGCCUCGCUUGCAGCUGACGCGGAUGAUGGCUCGGACGAGGAGGUAAACACUAAGAGCAACGCCCAGCAGGACGAAGAUGACGACUACGAGCCGGAAGAUAAUCGUAAGAAGAAGAAGGGGAAAAAGCGCAAAGCUCGCAGCAGCGAUGAAAAGCGCGGCCGAAAGAAGAAAAAGCGUAAGAAGAACGAUAGCGGUGACGAGAGCGAUCAGAAACAGAGCGACGACGCUGGUAGUAGUGCGACGGCCGCAGCCGCAGCGGCCGCAGCUCAGGCAGCCGAAUCGGACUAUGAAUCGCGGCCGAAGCGUGGCCGCGAUCGAAAGAAGGGUAGCAGUAGUCGUGGUGCCGUAAGCAGCGAGGUAGAGAAGAAGGUGGAGGAAAAGGAAAAGAUGCCCUCGAUACAGGAGGUGUGCAGUUCGUUCGAUCUCACCGACGUUAAGAUCGAGUACACGGACGAUGAUUUCGAGAAUUUGGUGACGUUCAAGAUUUUCCAAACGCAUGUGCGGCCGAUCCUGACGAAGGAAAACCCGCGCGUACCAAUGGCGAAGCUAAUGAUGCUGGUCGCAGCAAAGUGGCGCGAAUUCUGCGCCCUAAAUCCGAACAUUUCGAGCGAAGAUGCGACGGCUGCGGAGACGGGCAGGGAGGAUGAGGCACCGGCAACGCCAGAGUACGUGCCCAAGUCGAGCCGGUCACGCAGCAAAACGGAAAACAAGCACGAGGAUAUGGUGUACGACGAUGAGGACGAGGAGGAAGAGGAGGAAGUGGAACGCGAACGGACGCGCAAGAGCAAAAAGGGCAAAAGUGGCGGCGGAGGUGGCGGUGGAGGUGGUGGUGGAAGCAGCAACAAUAAAAAGGGUAGCAGUGGCAAUAGUCGCAAGCAAAAAGUACCGACGUUGAAGAUAAAGUUUGGAAAGCGUAAGAACGCCAGUUCCGACGAGGAGCAGGAUGCGAGCGGUGGAUCGGAACGCGAAUCGGACGCCGAGUUCGAAAAGAUGCUGCAACAGUCGGAGUCGGAAAAGCCGGAAAAACCUGAACGCGGCGAGUCGUCUAGCGGUGGUGCGGGGGCCGAUGGAGCUGCUGACGAUGCGUCCGAUCAGCCACCGGUGCGUAAGAAGGCGAAGACGAAGAUCGGCAAUAAGUCCAAGAAGAAGAACAAAUCGAAGAAGAGUAAGUUCCCCGAUGGUGGUGAGGAGGGGGAACACGAGCAUCAGGAUUACUGCGAGGUGUGCCAGCAGGGUGGUGAAAUUAUUCUGUGUGACACCUGUCCCAAAGCGUACCAUCUGGUGUGUCUCGAUCCGGAGCUUGAAGAUACACCCGAGGGUAAAUGGUCCUGUCCGACGUGCGAAGCAGAAGGACCAGCGGACGAAGAUGACGACGAGCAUCAGGAGUUCUGCCGGGUGUGUAAGGAUGGCGGUGAGUUACUGUGCUGUGACAAUUGUCCAUCCGCGUAUCAUACGUUCUGCUUGAAUCCUCCAUUGGACGACAUUCCCGAUGGUGAGUGGCGCUGUCCACGAUGUAGCUGCCCUCCGCUAGCGGAAAAGGUACAGAAAAUUUUGACCUGGCGAUGGACAGACAAACCUAUCAAUCCGGAUGAACCAUCCACGUCCAAGGGUGCGGGUGGCACUACCCGCCGCCGUGAGUACUUCGUGAAGUGGCAAGAAAAAUCGUACUGGCACUGUGAUUGGAUUACGGAGCUGCAGCUGGAUGUGCACCAUCCGCUGAUGUUCCGCUACUACACGCGCAAGAACGACAUGGAAGAACCGCCCAAGCUGGAGGAAGCACUGGACGAGGAGGACAACCGAUACAAGCGCAUCCAGCGCAUGCGCGAAACCAACAGCAAUCUGAAUGAAACCGAGCUGGAGGAGAAGUAUUACCGAUACGGUGUGAAACCCGAAUGGCUUAUGGUUCAUCGCGUGAUCAACCAUCGCACGAUGCGGGACGGUCGCACCCUUUAUCUGGUGAAGUGGCGCGAACUACCGUACGAUCAGGCAACGUGGGAAGACGAGGAGGAUGACAUCGCUGGGCUCAAGAUGGCUAUCGAGUACUAUCUGGAUUUGCGCGCGAACUGUUCGCAGGACAUCGGCAGUGGCAGCGGUAGUGGAAGCAGCAAGAAGAACAAGAAAAAGGGACGACGUCGUUUGCGCGAGCUGGAGGAAGAGGAGCGAACAGCGGGGGUGAAACGUUACACACCGCCACCGGAAAAGCCGACGACGGAUCUGAAGCGAAAGUUCGAGGUGCAGCCACCGUAUCUGGACGAAACGGGCAUGCGGCUACAUCCGUACCAGCUGGAAGGUAUAAACUGGUUGCGUUACUCGUGGGCAAACGGUACCGAUACGAUUCUGGCCGAUGAAAUGGGACUGGGUAAAACGAUCCAAACCGCAACGUUUCUGUAUUCACUGUACAAGGAAGGUCAUUGCCGUGGUCCAUUUUUGGUAGCCGUACCACUCUCGACCAUCAUUAACUGGGAGCGUGAGUUUGAAACGUGGGCACCGGACUUCUACUGCAUCACGUACGUAGGCGACAAAGAAUCCCGGGCGGUUAUUCGUGAGAAUGAACUAUCGUUUGAGGAAGGUGCCGUACGCGGUGGCAAAGCAUCCCGGAUUCGCGCCAGCUCGAUCAAGUUCAACGUGCUGCUGACGAGCUACGAACUGAUCUCGAUCGAUGCCGCCUGUCUCGGUUCGAUCGAUUGGUCCGUGCUGGUGGUGGAUGAAGCCCAUCGGCUAAAGUCGAACCAGAGCAAAUUCUUCAAGGUGCUGAACGCGUACAACAUCGCGUACAAGCUGCUGCUUACCGGUACGCCGCUGCAGAACAAUCUCGAGGAACUGUUCCACCUGCUGAACUUCCUGAACAAGAACAAGUUUAACGAGUUGUCCGAGUUCCAGAACGAAUUUGCCGACAUCUCGAAGGAGGAACAGGUGAAGCGACUGCACGAGAUGCUUGGACCGCAUAUGCUGCGUCGACUGAAGGCGGACGUGCUGAAGAACAUGCCCACCAAGUCGGAAUUCAUUGUGCGCGUGGAACUGUCGCCGCUGCAGAAGAAGUACUACAAGUACAUCCUGACGCGCAACUACGAAGCGCUCAACCCGAAAGGUGGUGGCGGUGCCUGCUCGCUGAUCAAUAUCAUGAUGGAUCUCAAGAAGUGCUGCAACCAUCCGUAUCUGUUUGCGGCAGCGGCAGAAGAAGCACAGCUGGGACCGGGUGGUAACUACGAACUCCAGUCCCUGACGAAAGCGGCCGGAAAGCUGGUGCUGCUCGAAAAGAUGCUAAAGUUGCUGAAAUCACAAGGCCACCGUGUGCUGAUCUUCUCGCAAAUGACAAAGAUGUUGGACAUACUGGAAGAUUUUCUCGAAGGGUUAGGUUACAAGUACGAGCGUAUCGAUGGUGGCAUAACGGGUAGCAUUCGGCAGGAAGCGAUCGAUCGAUUCAAUGCACCCGGUGCGCCUCAGUUCUGCUUUCUGCUGUCAACACGUGCCGGUGGUCUCGGUAUUAAUUUAGCUACGGCAGAUACCGUGAUCAUUUACGAUUCGGACUGGAAUCCGCACAACGACAUUCAGGCGUUUUCGCGCGCCCAUCGUAUUGGGCAGGCGAAUAAGGUGAUGAUCUACCGAUUUGUGACACGUAACUCAGUCGAGGAACGUGUCACGCAGGUGGCAAAGCGCAAAAUGAUGCUUACGCAUUUGGUCGUACGGCCCGGUAUGGGUGGCAAGGGUACGAACUUCACCAAGCAGGAGCUGGACGAUAUUCUACGCUUCGGUACGGAGGAACUGUUCAAGGAGGACGGCAAAGAUGAAGAGGCGAUCCACUAUGACGAUAAGGCUGUGGCGGAGCUGUUGGAUCGAUCGAACAAAGGUGUGGAGGAGAAGGAAAACUGGGCCAACGAGUAUCUGUCGUCGUUUAAGGUGGCUUCGUACAGCACGAAAGAGGACGUAGAAGAAGAGACGGAAACGGAAGUGAUUAAACAGGAGGCAGAAAAUUCCGAUCCGGCUUACUGGGUGAAACUGCUGCGGCAUCACUACGAGCAGCACCAGGAGGACUUGUCGCGUACGCUUGGCAAAGGAAAACGUGUGCGCAAACAGGUCAACUAUACCGAUGGUGGCGUCAUUCAGGCGGAUCCGGUAAAGGAAGACUCAACCUGGCAGGAAAACGUGUCGGAUUACAACAAUUCGGACUAUUCCGGUGCUUCGGAUGAGGAUCGUGACGAGGACGACGAGGAGAGCGAACUGGGAAGACGCAGCCGACGGCGCAUCGAACGCAAAGAGGCAGAGCGGGACAAUCGUCCGCUGCCGCCGCUGUUGGCGCGCGUCGGUGGAAAUAUCGAGGUGUUGGGCUUUAAUGCGCGACAGCGCAAGAGCUUCCUGAACGCGAUCAUGCGUUACGGUAUGCCACCGCAGGAUGCGUUCCAUUCGCAAUGGUUGGUACGCGAUCUGCGCGGCAAAUCGGAGCGCAUCUUCAAGGCGUACGUUUCACUGUUUAUGCGGCAUCUUUGCGAACCCGGCGCGGACAAUGCGGAAACGUUCGCCGAUGGUGUACCGCGCGAAGGUCUCAGCCGCCAGCACGUCCUGACGCGCAUUGGUGUGAUGUCACUGAUCCGUAAGAAGGUGCAGGAGUUUGAGCACAUCAACGGUUACUACAGCAUGCCGGAGUUGAUUAAGCGUCCGUGCGAACCUGUGAAGAUUGCAGUGCCGGUCGCCGCCGCCGCUGCAGCCGCCGGCACUAGCGGUGAAGGUACGUCCGGCGGGGCAGCAGUUGCCAGUGGGGAAACCUCCAAAUCGGCUACCACCAGCACAAGCGCUACACCGGCGACGAGUGCUGCACCGAGUCCGGCCCCGAAUGCGAGCGCAUCCGGUGACAAGGACGACGAAACAUCGACGGGGGCUGGUGAAAAGGAAAAAACAGACGCUGCCGACAAGGAAAAGUCGGCGGAAAGUGCAACAGAGGGUGAGAAGGCAGUCGAUGUGAAAAAGGAAACGACCGAUGAGGCUGACGAAUCUACGGACAAGAAAGCAACUGCUGCUACUGGUGAGAAAAAGAAGGACGAUAGUGUUGUUGCGACGAAAGUGGAACCUGUGGAUACUGAUGGUGAGAAGACGUCCAAGAAGGAGGACAAAACGGUGGGCGAGGAAACGAUCGAUGCGAAGAAUGUGAAAACGGAAGAUGAUCCUACAGCAGUACCGAAAAAGGAAACAGAGGAUAAGGAAAAGGGAGAGGAAGCGAAACCGACAGCCGCGGAGGGAGCGGCCGCCACCAAGGUAACUGAAGAGUCAAAGAAAGGAUCCUCGGAAACGGCAACAACCGGUCAACCGGCAAAGAAGGAAGUAGAAGAAGAGGACGAUGAUGAUGAGGUGAAGUUUGUGGAAGAUAGUAGCACGAUUCCACCGGUGGUGAAAAAGCAGGAACCGGAUGUGAAACCGGUAACCGCAACGACCACGACCACGAUCGAUGAUGAUGAUGAUGACGUGGUAUUCGUAAAGGACGACGAUGACGAUGUGAAGAAACCGGAACCGGUGCAGGAGAACCUGGAGGUGCACAAGCGUGCCUUUAUGUUCAACAUCGCCGACGGAGGUUUUACCGAGUUGCACACACUAUGGAUUAACGAGGAGAAGGCCGCUGUGCCGGGGCGAGAGUACGAGAUUUGGCAUCGUCGCCACGACUACUGGCUGCUGGCGGGUAUCGUGACGCACGGUUAUGGUCGCUGGCAGGACAUCCAGAACGAUAUUCGGUUUGCGAUCAUUAACGAACCGUUUAAGAUGGAUGUUGGCAAAGGGAAUUUCCUGGAGAUUAAGAACAAAUUCUUGGCACGCCGCUUCAAACUGCUGGAACAGUCGCUUGUUAUUGAGGAGCAGUUGCGUCGGGCGGCACUUCUCAAUUUGGCCCAAGACCCAAGCCAUCCGGCGAUGGCAUUGAAUGCACGGUUUGCCGAGGUAGAGUGUUUGGCGGAAUCACAUCAGCAUCUGAGCAAGGAGUCACUGGCAGGCAACAAACCAGCCAAUGCCGUACUGCACAAGGUGUUGAAUCAGCUGGAAGAGUUGCUUUCGGACAUGAAGUCGGACGUUUCUCGAUUACCGGCAACACUAGCUCGCAUUCCUCCGGUUGCCCAGCGAUUGCAGAUGUCCGAACGAUCGAUCCUAUCACGUUUGGCAGCUACGGGCAAUACCGUGCAGCAGAAUCCUCCAAUGUCACAGUUCCCGCCAGGCUAUCAGGGUACGACACUACCGGGCUUUGCAGCGGCCGCCGCCGCCAAUUUUGCCACCUUCCGGCCGACAUUCUCAGUACCCGGCCAACCAACCAACUUCCCAAGUGGAGCAGGUGCCGCCGGUUCAAGCUCGUCCGGAAAGUAAAUGCGUGUUAUCAAAUGUGACCAAUGUGAGAUCGGUGUUAGGCUUCAUCUAUCAGCGAACCAUCUAUCAAACUGACUGGGCUGCCAAGACGCGUUGGUCUAUAUAGAACCUGAAGAGUGGUUUGGUUUGCUUAACGUCUCGUGGACGAUGAAUGUGAUGUAUCAUUUUUACAAUGUGACAUUCUUCAUAUAAGUUCAAUUCUCUUUUAUCUCUAGCUAUAUGAAACACACACACACACAUACACAAAACACAAAUUAUCAAAAAUUGAAGCGAAGGAAAAGGUACUCAAAAAAGCUCUUAAGCACAUUACGCACUCAUUCACAAUUGGCUACAUUCGACUUCGGACUUCGGAACACACUUGAUGUGAAUGUUUUAAUGGUCGGAAAUACAAUUGUAAGAAAUUAAACAAGCAAAAUACAAAAACCACAUAAAGUAAGACAUUAGAAUAACAUUUCUUUAGUAGUAGGAUGAUAUAUAGAGCUGCACUUACAGAGCUCUGGAUGUAUUGUAAGCGUAUAACUUAUCGACUUAAUUGGUAUGCCGAGCUUCUAAAACCCGGUUCUAAUAAACUCUUGAAAAACAA
Anopheles funestus (African malaria mosquito) is the source of this 7210-nucleotide messenger RNA. RefSeq names its product chromodomain-helicase-DNA-binding protein Mi-2 homolog (gene Mi-2). Gene Ontology annotation, cellular component: nucleus; chromatin. The record is from RefSeq and is a predicted model, not a curated record. The transcript has 3 exons. Bases 220 to 6627 code for a protein of 2135 amino acids. Gene Ontology annotation, molecular function: DNA binding; ATP-dependent chromatin remodeler activity; histone binding. Lineage: Eukaryota; Metazoa; Arthropoda; Insecta; Diptera; Culicidae. Gene Ontology annotation, biological process: negative regulation of transcription by RNA polymerase II; chromatin remodeling.